Molecule: messenger RNA, 865 nt
Organism: Cherax quadricarinatus
Lineage: Eukaryota; Metazoa; Arthropoda; Malacostraca; Decapoda; Parastacidae
Source: RefSeq, a predicted model, not a curated record
CCAUCAGUGGCCCUAAAAAGUCUGAACAACAUAGUGGUGGUGAUGGCGUCUUCUUAACACUGGUGUUUUCUGCUGUUAUGGCGCGUUAUCCACCUUAAUAUACCUCACUAGAUAGGACAAAUGAAGAAUGAUUCCCAGCUUGCAGUCUGUAGCUGUUAAACAUGCAAGUUCCCGGCAUCAACACAGAAGAGCCUCAAGUGGCAGUCAGGAUUUAAGGAACCAGACUGUACUACCCAUCCACAUGGCUCAGGAAUGUACCGAGGCUCCAAGAUGGCCUUGUGACUCCGUCUACGUGGCAAAUUAUUUUGAGGAACCUACCUCGAGGCAUGUCGGCGAACAGCCGGGCCUACCGACAGGCCCGAGUAGCAAACUAGCGAGAGUUCGGCUGUGUAAAUCUCCCACUUCUAACCAUGAGUGUAAUAAAUAUUUUGUCAGAACAGCAGGAGGCAUGAGUGUCUCAGUACCCGAAGCAGAGCAUAAACAAACGCCUCUUCCUGCACCACAACUUGAAGAUGGAACUCUGGAGAACAGUGACGUGGCAGUCAGAAUGCCUGCCACUAAGAGCCGGACAAGUCACACCAACAGUUACUUACCAAUCAGUGUGGAACUGAUAGGCGGUAGAGGUCAAACUAGUAUGCCUGGGGAUGGGAACAAGAGCUCUAGCAGCACAAAAGUAAGAAGUCUGCCACCAUCACAUACAUUAGCAAUGUCUGCCUCUUUUAUCAAGUCAUAUUUCAGCUCCGGUCCUGAAAAACAAUCAAAAAGUGCUGGUUCGACUCCAGAGAGCGAGACAUCCGUCAAAACAAAAAUGUUGGGUUUGUGGAAUAAUGUCAAAUAUGGUGAGUGGUAAUGGUCAGUUAUAAUG